Messenger RNA from Oreochromis niloticus (Nile tilapia), 863 nucleotides. It is a transcript of the gene vkorc1, whose product is annotated as vitamin K epoxide reductase complex, subunit 1. Lineage: Eukaryota; Metazoa; Chordata; Actinopteri; Cichliformes; Cichlidae. Gene Ontology annotation, biological process: vitamin K metabolic process; blood coagulation; peptidyl-glutamic acid carboxylation. Bases 111 to 614 code for a protein of 167 amino acids. The record is from RefSeq and is a predicted model, not a curated record. Gene Ontology annotation, molecular function: vitamin-K-epoxide reductase (warfarin-sensitive) activity. The transcript has 3 exons.
AGCACGAACACGUCGUCUUGACUAGGAGGACGGUGACGUUUGAAAGAAAACCAGACUGGACCGUGCAGUUUCAACACAUUGGUGCAAUAAAUUCAUCUUUUAGUGUCCACAUGGGUGCCAUUCAGGGGUUCCCCAAAUGGGAGCGAAAGGUACGCAUGUUUUUGUGCCUUUUCGGUUUGGUUUUGUCUAUUUAUGCCCUUCACGUCGAGGUAUCCCGGGAGAGAAACCCAGAUUACAGAGCGCUGUGCGACCUGGGGGAGUCUGUAAGCUGCUCCAGAGUUUUUACCUCAAGAUGGGGACGUGGUUUUGGUUUGGUCCAGUACUUUGUGGCCAAAGAUAGUCCUCUAAACCAGCCCAACAGUGUUCUUGGCAUCAUAUUUUACACUCUGCAGAUGGGCCUUGGACUGUCUGUGUCUAAAAAAGCAGCAGCUUUUUUGGUCUUCUCCUCCUGGGUUUCUGUGGCCGGUUCACUCUAUCUUGCAUCUAUUCUCGCAUUUGUUCUGGGAGACUUCUGCAUGGUCUGUGUCUCCACGUAUAUUGUCAACUUUGCAUUGCUCUACACCAACCUGAAACGGAAGAGAGCAGUUCAGGAAAUUAAGGAAAAAGCCAGAUAGAAAGUGUUGCCUGUGAAAUGUAACAAAUCCCUUCCUGCCAUCCUGAAACCCUGCUGGAUUCAUCUCACAGUAUUUUGCCAGUGUUUACAUGAGUUUACAUUCAGUAUUUUCACAGAAAAAUAACUGGAGAUUUGACUCAGAAUAUCUAUAAGUUGGUUCUCAAUACAGAAACUUUGUUGUGCAGCAGCUACUUUUGUAUAUUUUUAUUAACUGGUAAUGAUUAAAACACAUUUUUGAAUUCUGACUUAA